AUGCACCCCAACAUCCCGAAGGUGCUGGCCAUCAACAGCGCCCUCCCGUCUAUGCCCAUUCUCAUGGAGUUGGGCUUCUGCGACACGGUGGAUGUGCUGGAGAGCACCGACGUGCCAAUGCCCCACAAAAUGGGCAUUCUCUACGAUGCAGCGUGCGGCCUGGCGCACAUUCACGACGACGGCAUGAUCCACCGCGACAUCAAGGCCGCCAACAUCGGUGUGAUGGUAAAUGAGGACGGCAGUGCGUCAGGAAAGGUGGCCGAUUUUGGGCUCACGUGCGAGAAAGGGGAAGCGACUCCGUCGAGGACGGGGACGCCGGGGUACAUCCCCUCCGAACUCGUGUGGAGUGCUGUGGAGGCCGGGCCGGAGAACGACGUGUUCUCGUUCGGAGUGCUGAUGUUGGAGGCAUUCAUCCAACCCGAUCUGCGGGAGAACAACAUGUUUCUUCACAGAGUGAGUGGCAGCAGAAUGGAGUCGGCACACGGGAGGCAUUGUACCGGCGGUGGAGUAUGCCUUCUAAGAGCCAAUCGAUGGCUUGUUGUUGUUCAUGCACCGUGUGUGUAGUCGGACCCACGCUAGCUACAUCAAGCAGCAGGAACGGCAGGACAGACGGCCACCCACCCCCCAGAUGUACCCAAGCGUACCGCGUAUUUGUGUCGGUAAUUCCACGAGGCACCGGGUUGUUCGUGACCAGAACACGUGGAUAGGCCAGAGAUAUAGUAGCACUACGACCGUUCAAACCUAGAUGAAAAACCCUUGCCAUCAGGAUCAGUACUACUUUUGUUUCCAUGCGCCUUGAAGAGUAGGGAACAACAGAUACUGGAUAGAGAGAGGGUCAGAACGGUUUGUAGCGUCAAGACAACAGUGACACCACCAUUAUCCAUGUGUAGGACAAAUAUCAAUAAUGCCAGCCCCGUGACCUCCGCCCCAGCAUGGCGUCCUUGAUCAACAUGCUCAAGUUCCUCAAGGAGAACAGGGAGCCGCCUCCGAUGGCAAUGCUGUUGUGCAUGUGAAAGACCGAAGGGCAUAGACGAUAAUGAAAAGAUUGAUGAAGAAGCGGGGAAGGCGGUGAUGUGGGUAGACGUACACCCCACUCACCGUUUCGUUGACGUGGUGAUCCACCACCCUUUGGGGUCAAAUUUUUUGCUCUGUCUGCGCCACUAACCCGUGUGUCACAUUGAUCAACAUGUGUUCACCCCGAGGAAUGAAUGUUGGACACUCAUGUAUUGUACCACGACUUGGCUAUUCUAGAGUGGCAGAAGCAGAGCGACAAGGCUAGCCAAUCUGAAUGGAAGAGAGGUGUUCGAGAGGGAGAGGGGGGGGGUUCGUGUGUGUACGAACACAACUCCACCUUAUUCCUGCACGAGAUGGCUGGAGUCGGUGCCUUCUUGGCAGCCGUGCGCCCAUGGUUGAUUUGGAGCAGUGUGAUGAUAUUUGUGAAUAGAAAAGUUGGCCCCGUUCCCGUGGACAGGGAAGGUGCAAGUGUCUGUCACAGCUACGCACGCAGGAGGAAAGUAUCUCAACUUCACACCUCUGUAUUUGCUGCAAAAUCGUUGGUUCUUGCGUUUUCUACUGGGGAACUUGGCAUGAAUGCGCUCGGUCUUCGGAGUGGUGAAUUGCGAAGAACAAUAGAACCGAAGUUGGGUUGACGUUUAGAUCAUGGCAUGAAACAGAAUGUGUAUUUACGUGUGUGGAAUUCUCAGAGAGCGGCGGCGAUAGAAGAGGCGCAAUGCACCGAGAGUGUUCCCGUACAAAUGGCAGAGGGCGGUGUCACUGUCGCAUUCAUUUCGGUGUUCCGACAGCUGUGCUUGUGGGCCUUCCCCGCCCCCUUCUCGGUCGGUUGUCCUCCAAAUGG
Messenger RNA from Ectocarpus sp. CCAP 1310/34, 1855 nucleotides. Lineage: Eukaryota; Phaeophyceae; Ectocarpales; Ectocarpaceae. The record is from the annotation of a GenBank genome assembly.